AGAAAAUGAAUUUACUAUUUUGCCCAGGACAUCUUUCUCCCUAUUUCCCUCUAGGCCCUGCCUCAGUCCCUUUUCCCUCCCAUUCUUGAUUUUCCGAUCGUCACCCUAGGCCAACGUCGCCGACUCCUCCUGCGCCGGCAUUGCUCUCUGUUACUCCCUCUCCCUCUCUUUCGAUCGAUUUCAGCGCAAGUCGAAGAGAAGCAGGAGGCUGUGUAAUUGCGAUUCAAGCUGCGUUCCGGCCACCUGCGUUCGAUUUGCGCCGACCGGAGCUCCUUGCUCCGUCUCUUCACCACUCAUCUUCUCUCUCCUUCUCUUCCAGCGAGCGCAGCAAGAGUGAGCUACGAUUUCUCUUCGACCGACAGCUUCUUUCAACACUGCCUUUGCUCCUCCUUGAUUUUUCGCCGUAUUCUACAGUCGGGAGAAAAGGACAGAAGAAAUGGCUAGUCAACAGCAAAGUGAAAAGAAUGAGCAGAGCAAAGCUCCUGAAGGUAUCAUACAAAUGGUAGAACAACAGUAUCAAAAAAUUAAAGAGAAUGCAGAAACCUAUCCAUAUGUUUGGGGAUCAUAUAUAGUAGUAUAUGGUGGUUUUACCUUAUGGACUGCCUACAGGUGGAGAAAACUCCGGAAGACUGAGGACAGGGUACGAGCUCUUCAAGAGAGACUACGCAAGCUUGCUGAAUCUCAAGAAUCUUCAUCUUCAACGACUACUGAAAAGAUUCCUUCUUCCAUUGAUAAAUCCUCUAAACAAUCUGCAGCAUCAACAACUAUUGGAAAGGUUCCCUCUUCCAUUGAUAAAUCAUCCUCCCCAGGGACAAAGCAGCAACAUUGAAGGGAAUUCCCUACCCUCCCUUAAAAAAAUAUAUUCUCACAGCUGGUCCUGAGUUCAAACCUAAUACCUGUGGCUUUUAGGAGCUUUAUGCUAACCAUUUGUCCCUACCAUAAUUUACAUUUCUGGGCUGUCCCUGCUCCCCUCCUUCCCAAAAUAGCUAGUUCACUUAAACUUCUUCCUCUAAGAAACAAAACAAGCAUUUCCAUCAAGUUUUGAAUAUAAAUCUCCACUCAUUGAUAAUUUCUCUACUUAUUCUAUUUAGAAAUUCGCAAAUUAUUGAAGCUGUUAGUCAAAUUUAUGUGAUACUAUUGGCUUUUUGUUAUAUUGCAAAAAUUUUUGGCAAAGGUAUUUGAGUUU
Messenger RNA from Jatropha curcas, 1186 nucleotides. RefSeq lists its product as uncharacterized. Lineage: Eukaryota; Viridiplantae; Streptophyta; Magnoliopsida; Malpighiales; Euphorbiaceae. The record is from RefSeq and is a predicted model, not a curated record.